UUUACAAUAUAUUCCAUUGGACAAUAUUUUGUCGCAUUGCGACUUAAAAACAGGUAUUCUAGGUAUCGUAUGAUUUUGGCCCGUGUUUCUCGUGCUUGUUGUUUGAUAUAAAUUAAAUGGAAUUUAUAAUGUCAUCAUUCGAAGUUCUGCCUUACGCUGGAUAGCAUACGCCGUACUACUACAUUGCCUGUAUUAACACUAUGACAGACCACCGUUCCGAAGACGAAGACGAAUUGUUACUACACGAGUCCUCAACUCCUUCCGUUCUUAACAGAGAAUCUGCACCUUUUAGUUUGCCAGUACAAGUACCGUCGACAGCAAACCAACAAAGAGCACCACAGCCACAGAUAAGUGACGGCACAUUUCAACUGUUUACGUCGUACUUUGAUUCCAAGAUUUCAGCACUGAAGAACGAGUUAGUGACGGGCAACGACUCCCUAGCCACCAAGUUGAAGAAGGAAGCUUCGGUGAAACUAAAGAGUGAAGGUAACCAAAUCCAGUUUAAUUUCAAUUCUGAAGUCCUUUCUGACCUAAACAAGCUGCAAAAACGCCUUUCGCAGGAAGAUUUCGUUUCUAUCAAUUUAAUUUCUGGACUUAUCUUAAAGUUAAACAAACGUAAUAAACUAAUCAGAAUAGCCGAUAAAUCUCCCGCUGGUUGGACCACAGUUCGUGAGUAUGAGAGUGACGAAAUAGCAUCAGAUUCCGAUGAUGAGAAAAGACUACGUCAAGCUGAAAGCAGAGCACUCAAAACCAUCAAAGAGAAGAAGAGCCGUACAAAACCUUACACUAAGCCUUCAGCUACUGUUUCCAGACCUCCUACUAAUUCUACAGAUAUGUCUCAUCAACAAUACAACCAGCCCUUUCGGAGGAACAGUCGCCGUGAGGCGACUUCCUAUGACAUGUGCUAUGAAUGCCACCAGUUUGGUCACUGGAGGACAAACUGUCCCAAUAGAAGCAACAAGCCAUUUACAAGAAACAACCCAGCCACAUAAGAUAAAAGAUUUUUCAGAUAUUUUCAGCGUUGGUAGGUGGUCAUCGGACACUCUUACACAACAUCAGCACUUACAAAAUUUAGCAAAGUGUCUUCCUGAGUUUUGUCUACAAUCCAGAGCUGAAAAUACGCGAAAGAAGUACAGAUUGGUGUAUAGGUGUAUAUAUUUUGCAUUUAUUAUGGAUGGCUGACUGUGACUGAGCCAGUAUGACUGUUUUUUAGUGUCUCAAUAAUGAGAAUAAGCAGUAGUGUGCUUGAAUGGCAUUUGAAGCGAACUGUUUGAUUUGAUAAAUUUAUUAUACAUUCGUUAAUAAAAUUAGUAUGCUACCCUCACAAGGAGAGCUCAUUUCUGA
This is a messenger RNA of Mytilus trossulus (common blue mussel), 1344 nucleotides long. RefSeq names its product CAP-Gly domain-containing linker protein 1-like. The coding region runs from base 201 to 992 and encodes 263 amino acids. NCBI's taxonomy places the organism in Eukaryota, Metazoa, Mollusca, Bivalvia, Mytilida, Mytilidae. The record is from RefSeq and is a predicted model, not a curated record. The transcript has 3 exons. Gene Ontology annotation, molecular function: zinc ion binding; nucleic acid binding.